AUGGAGAACUAUUUUGGAGAGUCCAUGGGCAACGCGCAGUCCCUUUCAACAGUUGGCGACUUCGCAAAGUCCCAGAGCCAGCACUUGAGUAUGGAACUAUACGAGUCGCGAGUUGCUUCCCUCCAACGUUUCGUGGCCAUGUGUGUGAUGUUCCAUCAAACAGGAAAGCAAGUGCAAGACUUCUUCCCCAAGUAUACGUUCGGGUUGAUGAACUACAACAUGGAACGCACCCACAGCAUCAUGCGCAUUGCCACCACGGCAAGUCCUGUCAGCGGCGACGCCGUGCGUGGCCAGAUGGAACGAUUGCGUUUGCGUGCCCGGUACCAGAGCGCUGUACAUGUGAUUGAAGGAGCCUGGGCAACAGCCGACAUGCAACACAUGAAAAGACUGAAAGAGCAGUGGCGACAGAACGGCCGCCGCCGAAAGAGUGCCUUGGACGUGAGCCUUAGCAGUCGCCUCUCCCUGCAAAACAGCACAGAGUUCGGUCAGCGGUCUUCUUCCGGAUUGGACGACAGCCAAAGUAGCGGUCGGUCCUUGCUUGCCACUGUUGCUGCAGGAGCCGCUCAAGAACGAGCCGCUGAAGAAGGGGGCAAGAUGUCCGACAGCGAUUCCGACAUCAGCUGUUAA
Messenger RNA from Seminavis robusta, 627 nucleotides. Lineage: Eukaryota; Bacillariophyta; Bacillariophyceae; Naviculales; Naviculaceae. The record is from the annotation of a GenBank genome assembly.